AUGUCAUCCAGAAGAUCAAGACGAAACCAUAGUACACAGCCAGUAUACGCCACUGAAGAUUUUGAUCUUGGGGAAAAUGAUAUGGAUACAUACAAUCCACCAGCUUCUGUUUCUUCAAAUAAACGUUCAAACAGGAGUAGGAACGGGGACAUCACAGCAGGGGAAACCAACCGUCAAAUGGAAGAAAAAGAAGGAGCAGAAGAAGGAGAAGAGUUUGUUGAUGAAGUAGAAGAGAUUACAAGAUGCAUCUGCGGAGAGGAUGAUUUAAGUGUUCCUAAAAAUCAUCAGGGAGAAUUUAACAACGUUGAUCCUGGGUUCUUUAUUCAAUGUGAGACAUGUUCUGUUUGGCAGCAUGGCUAUUGUGUUGGGAUCAAAGAUGAAGAGAACUCACCGGAAAAAUACUGGUGUGAGCAAUGUAAACCUCAUUUUCAUACCCUGUUUACUGACAAAUUUGGUUAUCGACGGAGUCAGUAUGAUGCCUCAUCAGCAAGUUCCUUCCAUGCCAAAAGAGGCUCAAAAAGAAAACAAGGAAAAGGCCAAGCUAUCAAAUCUGGCGAUGAGCAAACUGCUGACCUUGAUUCUGAGAUUAAGAAUGAAGAUAAUGAUGAGACAUCAGAUGAUGGUAAAAGAAAACACAGGAAAAGAUCAUCUAUCUAUAACUACGAAGAGAUGCUCAAGAAGGCAUUGGAAGAAAGUGCCAAAGAAAGCGGUGUUAACCCUGAAGAUGUCAAUAUUACACCAUCUCAAAUAAAUGAAGGACGAGAACUGCGGAAUAGUAACCAGAGAAAAAGUAAAACUAAAUUAUCAGAAACCUGGAACCAUCAAGCAGAUGAUGUUGAUCCAAAGUUGGAACAGGGUACAGAGGGAGGACAUAAGAAUGACAAUAGCAAAAACUAUAUCAACACCCAAAACCAUAAUCAUAAAGAUAAUGAUGUGAAUGUCACCAACGCCGAAGAAAAACCUAAAAAGGAUAUAAAAAAGACAAACCGAAGGAAAACCCAGGUCGGAUCAGACAUGAACGAGUCAGAAAACUUUAACGAAACAAACACCGAGACUGAUAAUAAUUUUCCAGAUAGAAAAUUAGUGGGUGGUUCAAACACUGUUACCCCUUCGAAGAGAUCUAGCAGAAGGGAAAAAAAGGAGCAGAAGCAGAAUGUUGCUCCUGAAGAUAAGCCUUUUAGAGCAAAUAUACCUAGUGCAAGAACGAACAUGAAUGAAAUGAACAGAAGAAUAUUUUCGAUAGUAGAUUUUGUUUCUACUAUUCAUAUAAAUUUAAGCAACGAAGAAGAGUUCAAGAAAACGCUCUAUGCAAUGGAUGAUUCAACCCAAGUGAAUCCGGAGAUAACCGAGCUAAAGAAUAAGUUGAUAACGUGCUACAAUGAUUCCGUAAUGCAUUUGGACACACUUACUUCAAUGCUAAAUAAAUGGCAAGAAAGAUAUACUUGA
Molecule: messenger RNA, 1446 nt
Organism: Pichia kudriavzevii
Lineage: Eukaryota; Fungi; Ascomycota; Pichiomycetes; Pichiales; Pichiaceae
Exons: 1
Coding region: 1-1446 (481 amino acids)
Source: RefSeq, a predicted model, not a curated record